AAUAAAAAAAAUAUUACAACAAGUAAUAAUAAAAAAAAAUCAUGAACACUUGGUACUUUGAUAACAGAAAGAUCUGUCUUAUUAACGUAUGAUCUUACUUAAAAUGACACCUGAUUCUGCACCUGAUCAAAAGAUUAAAUUUUUUUUUUCUAUAAAUUGUCUCUUCCUGAUGACCUGAUGACAAUUUUGGACAAAUCCUUUUCCAAGAAACGAAUUUACCUAGCCUGAAUUUACUAUUUCGAUUUGUUUUUAUUUUGUUGACCUCAGUGAUCAUACCCUCCAUGGGUAAACCAAAACAACGUAGACAUCUACCAUACGACAACACACACAUGCGCACUUAUUGAUGAUUCCAUAUACAUAUACUCAUCACCACUUGGAUGUAUAUUUUUUUUAUAUUUACUUUCCAAUAAAAAAUUGUCACUUGACUAAUUUAUUUUACCUUUUAAUUAAUUUAAAAUGUAAAAAUCAAUUGUAAAACAAUAAUUAUUAAUGACAAAAAUUCAUCAGGUGCUAAUAAUUUUAAAUAUAAAUUUAUCAAGGUCAAAUUUCAACGUCAUUUUACUGAGUGUCAACUAGCCAGUGAUAAAAAAAGGAAACAGUGAUAAAAAAUCAGCUCAAUUAUUUUAAUGUUAUAAAAAUUUUUAUCUGUUUAUUUAAUUAUUUAAAACAAUGAAUUAAUUAUUAACUAUUUAAUCAUUAGAUGGGCGUAUUUUGCAUUUUUUAUUUCUACAAAAAAAUAUAUUUAUAUCAAUGUAAUCAAUUUAUUUAUAAUAUAUUUAAUUAUUAUUAAUUAUUUAUUUAUUAAAAAAAAAUUUCUAUACUCAUUUUAAAUAUAUAUUUAAUAAUUUAAAACUACCUUGGUGUCUAUGAAUAAAAUGUUUACCUCGACCUUAAAAUAAAAAUAGUCAAAGUGCAAUAACAAAUUAGAUAUUAUUUAAUUAAUUAAUUAUAUGAAAAAUUGAUUUUUUUAAAAAUUCAUUAAUAAUGGAGGCUGUUAAUGGACAACUACAGACAAAAUAUCAAAAAAUUGCAACUGAAUACUCCAAAAUACGUGCACAAGCAAAUGUACUAAAAAAAGCUGUGAUUGAUGAACAAACACGUAACAAUGAAUUAAAAGAACAAAUAAAAACAAAAGACGUUUGUUUACGUCGUGCUGAACAAGAAUUAGAUAGUUUAACAUUUCGUAAUCAACAAUUAACAAAACGUGUUACAGUACUACAAGAUGAACUUGAUAAAACUCAAAAUAAAUCAACUAAAAAAUUACGUAAUAAAACAGAUACAACAAAUUUACAGUUACCAUCACAACCACCACCACCAAAUCAUGUUUAUGUUGAAGAAUUUCAAAAAAAAAUUGUUGAAAAUGCACAGCUACUAUCACAAUUAUCAGAUAAAGAUAUGGAUAUUGAAUUAUUGAAUGAUAGAAUAAAACAACUUGAAUAUAAAUUAGAUUUAUCAGAAAAGCUAAAAUUAGAUAUUGAAGUUAAGUAUCAUGAUAAAAUUGAUAAAAUUGAAAAAGAUAAAAUUGAACUACAAAAAAAAUUAAAUGAUAAACAUAAACAGGAUGAGACAAUAUCAUGGUCUAGCUUUGAAACACAAGGUAAAUGUGUUUAUGAUUAUGAUGGUAAAAAUAAUAUAACAAAUAAUCGUAAUGUUGAUAAUAAUUCACCAUUUUCAACACCGUCAUUAUCACGUAGAUCAUCAAAAUCAACUGAUAAUAAUAUUAGAUUACAAAAAACACCAGAGUUACAUGAUGAUGAAUAUGAAUUUAGUAAAAUUGCUGAUAUGGAAAAAGAGUUAUUACAAUACAAGAGUGAUUAUAAUAUUUUAAAAAUUAAAUAUGAUGAAUUGUAUCAGAGGGAAAGUUUGAUGAUGUCACAAGUUGAUCCUGAUACACUGGAACCAGUUGAAAUUAAUAACAUGAUUGGACGAUUGAAGGCACCAUUUGCUAUACCAGAAGAAAUUGAAGAACGUGAAAUGAGAAUUAAGAAUUAUUUUCUUCGUGAGAUUGAUAAAUUAAUUACGGAGAAACAUAUUUGUCAAGCUAAAAAUCUUGCUGUUAUUGCUAAUAGCGAGGUAAUGAGUGUUCAUUUGGAAAAUUGUGAAGAGAAAAAGGAAAAAUGUGAAGCUGAACUUUUAGAGGCGUUAUCAAGAUGGAAUAAUUCUCAAGAAGAUAAAGAUACUCAAGAAGGAAAUUAUAAAUCACAAUUAAGCACAAUGACUGAACAUCUUGCCAAUAUGAAUGAGAAAUUAAUUUGUCAAACUGAAGAGAUUCAACAACUGAAAUACGAAUUGGAAAAUAAAAAUGGAAAAAAGGGAAAACAAAAAUAGAUAAUUUGAUAUAUAUUACAAACAUUCCAAGGGAAAUUUUUAAUGAAUUAAAUAAAUUUAUAUUUCAAAAAUUUAAAAAAAAAUGUUUUAUCAAUAUUUGAAAAAUUUUUAAAUUGAUUUUUAAAUAUUUUACUUGUAUCAAUGUCAGAUACUCAGUGUUAAAUUAUAUUAAAGAACAAAAUUAUAUACAUAAAUAAAUUAAUUUUCAUUUAA
Aphidius gifuensis is the source of this 2541-nucleotide messenger RNA. Its product is annotated as protein phosphatase 1 regulatory subunit 21. The coding region runs from base 985 to 2328 and encodes 447 amino acids. Lineage: Eukaryota; Metazoa; Arthropoda; Insecta; Hymenoptera; Braconidae. The transcript has 5 exons. Gene Ontology annotation, cellular component: membrane; early endosome. The record is from RefSeq and is a predicted model, not a curated record.